Pseudophryne corroboree (corroboree frog) is the source of this 1501-nucleotide messenger RNA. RefSeq names its product sulfotransferase family 4A member 1 (gene SULT4A1). Lineage: Eukaryota; Metazoa; Chordata; Amphibia; Anura; Myobatrachidae. The record is from RefSeq and is a predicted model, not a curated record. Gene Ontology annotation, biological process: sulfation. Gene Ontology annotation, molecular function: sulfotransferase activity. Bases 130 to 984 code for a protein of 284 amino acids. Gene Ontology annotation, cellular component: cytoplasm. The transcript is spliced from 7 exons.
AUCACCUUCCUUGGAGCAACCUCAUCCAUCCCAGCAUCUCAUACACGCAGACUGACCCCCCCUCCCCCAGACCAGCCCCAACCUGCUGCUAAUACCCCCCCACCAGCAGCAGCAGCAGCAUACCUGAGCAUGGCAGAGAGUGAGGCAGAGACCCCCAGCACUCCGGGAGAGUUUGAAAGCAAGUACUUUGAAUACAAUGGGAUCAGGCUGCCCCCAUUCUGCAGGGGGAAGAUGGAGGAAAUUGCUGACUUCCCUGUCAGAGAGAACGAUGUGUGGAUUGUUACAUAUCCCAAGUCAGGAACCAGCUUGUUGCAGGAAGUGGUAUAUCUGGUGAGCCAGGGGGCUGACCCCGAUGAGAUCGGACUGAUGAACAUUGACGAACAGCUGCCUGUCUUAGAGUACCCGCAACCUGGUCUGGAUAUCAUCAAGGAACUGACAUCUCCUCGCCUUAUCAAGAGUCACCUCCCCUACCGCUUCCUGCCACUAGAUCUGCACAACGGAGAGUCCAAGGUUAUCUACAUGGCUCGUAAUCCUAAAGACCUCGUAGUGUCUUAUUACCAAUUCCACCGCUCCCUGAGGACAAUGAGCUACAGAGGAACCUUCCAGGAAUUCUGCCGGAGAUUCAUGAAUGACAGGUUGGGUUACGGAUCAUGGUUUGACCACGUCCAAGAAUUCUGGGAUCACCGCUUGGAUUCUAACGUACUGUUUCUGAAGUAUGAAGACUUGCACAAGGACCUCGCCACCAUGGUGGAACAGCUAGUGCGGUUUCUGGGAGUGUCUUAUGAUAAAGCACAGCUGGAGUCCACAGUAGAACACUGCCACCAGCUCAUUGACCAGUGCUGUAACGCAGAGGCGCUCUCUGUUGGCAGAGGAAGAGUCGGGCUGUGGAAAGAUAUUUUCACUGUCUCCAUGAAUGAUAAAUUCGACCUGGUGUAUAAACAGCGGAUGGGAAAGUGCGACCUGAACUUUGACUUCAGCUUAUAGGAAAUGCAUGCAUUAUUACCUGUGUAUCAGCUAGGCAAGCUUGCAGCCUCUGUUUAUACCUGCCGCACAAUAUACUGUAAUUAUCCUGUGUUCUAUUCCCACUGGGGACCAUUCCCAGGCAGGCGCCUAUCUCAGUAUUUCAUUGCUUGUAUGUGGUUAGCUCCUGUCGGUGGUGGCAACGACAUUGGGCGCUGGAGAGUCCUUCACAGUGCAGGAGGGCCGAUGGAAAACCUGGGACAAAGAAAUGAAUUCAUUCUGAUGUACAUGGUACCUGUGAUACUGUUGGGGGUGUAACCCUUCUCUCUCUUUUGUGUGGAGUAAUAGUUCUAUGUUUUUUCUAGCGCUUUUAAAUGGAGAUUAUUGUCAGAAUCUUUGAUAAAUCAGAUCCCAGUCAUGGAGCGGACGGUGACUAUCCGAUGCUGAAUGCUGUGUGUGAAAUGCAUCUCAGGGCUUUCUUGUUGCAGUGGUUGUAUGAUUUGUGUCAUAAUUCAAAUAAAAUACCUAUCUUAUAUAUCAA